Molecule: messenger RNA, 1261 nt
Organism: Austrofundulus limnaeus
Lineage: Eukaryota; Metazoa; Chordata; Actinopteri; Cyprinodontiformes; Rivulidae
Gene: gphra
Product: Golgi pH regulator
Biological process (GO): intracellular pH reduction
Cellular component (GO): Golgi cisterna membrane
Molecular function (GO): voltage-gated monoatomic anion channel activity
Source: RefSeq, a predicted model, not a curated record
AAGUGGAUCUGCYGGACUGAUGAGCAGAAGCCGAAAUGCAAAACAAAUGCCCCUAAAAUGAUCUCUUUGGUGACUUAACAUACUUUUUAUUCCAAAACAUACGAGUAUUAUCAGGUUUUGAACUAAGAUGAACUGAAACUGAGAGGCUGCUUUUAAGUUUGUCAUCAUGUCGUUUUUGGUGGACUCAGUGAUCAUGUUCACCUCUCAGGUGUUGUUCUUUGGGUUUGGCUGGUUGUUUUUCAUGCGGCAGUUAUUCAAAGACUAUGAGGUGCGUCAGUAUGUUGUCCAGGUGGUUUUCUCCGUCACCUUUGCAUUCUCAUGUACCAUGUUUGAGCUCAUUAUCUUCGAGAUUCUCGGUGCCUUAAGCAGCAGUUCCAGGUAUUUCCACUGGAAGCUGAAUCUGUACGUGAUUCUGCUGGUUCUAAUCUUUGUGGUGCCUUUCUACAUCGGCUAUUUUGUUGUCAGCAACAUACGACUGUUUCAGAAGCAAAGACUUCUUUUUGCCUGUAUGGUUUGGUUCACCUUCAUGUAUUUCUUCUGGAAGCUGGGUGACCCCUUCCCCAUCUUGAGUCCGAAGCAUGGAAUUCUGUCCAUUGAGCAGCUAAUCAGUCGCGUUGGAGUGAUCGGUGUCACUCUCAUGGCGCUGCUGUCGGGCUUCGGUGCUGUCAACUGUCCCUACACCUAUAUGUCUUAUUUCCUAAGGAAUGUCACAGACAGUGAUAUCCUUGCUUUAGAGAGGCGACUGCUCCAAACUAUGGACAUGAUUGUCAGCAAAAAGAAGCGGAUUGCUAUGACACGGAGGCAGAUGUACCAACGAGGGGAGGACCAGAAUAAACAGACAGGAUUGUGGGGGAUGAUCAAGAGUGUCACUUCCACUCAAACAGGCAGUGAAAAUCUCUCUCUGAUCCAGCAAGAAGUUGAUGCUCUGGAGGAGUUGAGUCGACAACUUUUCCUUGAAACUGUGGAUUUGCAGGCCACCAAGGAGCGGAUUGAAUACUCGAAGACAUUUCAGGGAAAAUACUUCAACUUUCUUGGUUACUUCUUCUCCAUCUAUUGCGUUUGGAAAAUUUUCAUGGCCACAAUAAACAUUGUGUUCGAUCGAGUUGGAAAGACAGAUCCGGUGACGAGGGGCAUUGAAAUUACAGUGAACUACCUGGGCAUCCAGUUCGAUGUUAAGUUUUGGUCUCAACAUAUUUCUUUCAUCUUGGUUGGAAUUAUAAUUGUKACUUCCAUCCGAGGCCUACUCAUCACUCUCACUAAG